AUGGAGGGACAGAGCAGCGGACCUGGCGUUCAGGGGCAAGGACCCUCCAAGGUGAGCUCCAAGCUGCCUCGAGGGUCACGCUGGCCAGUCCUUGGCCUGGCAUUACUGCUACUUGUGCUGGCUUUGGCUGGAGCUGUGGUCGGCGGGUUCCUUGGUUUGGCACAUAACCCUGCUGAGCCCAUGCUGCAGGCUAUUCGAUGGACAUUACUGAGUCCUUCCAUCACCUGGCCCAACCAGACAGCCACAGUGGACCUGGCCCAGGACACAGUGACCUUUGUGGUGACCCCACCUCAAAGCAACCGUAGCUGGGCUGUGCUAUUCGACAGCCACAAUGGUUAUGUGUGCUAUCGCCCUGGGGAACAAAGGUCCUGCUUUCUUCGGAGGAUGGAGACCUGGGAUCGAGACACCUUGCGGCUAGUCCUCAACACUUCUCAGAAUGACUGGCCACUCGGGCCCAACAAAGACACCAGAUAUACUCGAGAAUUUUUGGGAGUGCUGGCGGAGCAUGAAGUGGACCCUGCUUUGGUAGGAAGCCCAGUCAAAAACCUCUGUGACCAACUCCCCAUCUACUGGGUGCAACGGGCAGAAGGUUCUCUGAAACAGAGAUUAAUUUAUCUCUGCAUCGACAUCUGUUUUCCAAGCAACAUUUGUGUGUCUGUCUGCUUUUAUUACCUUCCAGAUUAGGAACCGCCUAAUGGCUGGGCACCUUUGGUGAUUCUCUUUGCCCUGCUUGCCCCAGCUUGUCCCUUGUCACUGCAGGAACCAGGGACUGCAGCAGGGACAUAAUCACUCUGGGACCAUGGUGGGGGCAGCUUCCUAAGUGCCAGGCCAGUGGGCUAUAGGCCAGAUUUAAAAAUCUCUCCACUGGAAGCCAGGGUUUCUGUUCAUACAGGGGGUGCUGGGGAGAGCCGAAUUUUAAUUCUGAAUAAAAUGAUCACCAAUGUCCUGACCCUGUGCUGAUUCGAUGAGACAUGUCCCAGCCCAGCCUUUGGGAUUUAGUUUAUUCCAUAGAUCAGAAGCCAAUCCUACGCCCUUCUAUCCUACAGAAGCAGUGGCUGGCAGGGUGCCUCUAUCCCAGAUCCAGGGACUCCUAGUCUCUAACCCUGUCACCCUAAGCUACUAUGCUUUGUACCUGUUGUCUCAAGUCUCCAAGGCCCAGGCCCACCCUCUUUCUGUUUUCUAACAGUUCAGCUGGAUUUAGUCCUCCUGGACCGAACUCACUCUA
Messenger RNA from Gracilinanus agilis (Agile Gracile Mouse Opossum), 1225 nucleotides. RefSeq names its product BRICHOS domain containing 5 (gene BRICD5). The transcript has 6 exons. Gene Ontology annotation, biological process: regulation of cell population proliferation. NCBI's taxonomy places the organism in Eukaryota, Metazoa, Chordata, Mammalia, Didelphimorphia, Didelphidae. Bases 1 to 684 code for a protein of 227 amino acids. The record is from RefSeq and is a predicted model, not a curated record.